Brettanomyces nanus is the source of this 192-nucleotide messenger RNA. RefSeq lists its product as uncharacterized. NCBI's taxonomy places the organism in Eukaryota, Fungi, Ascomycota, Pichiomycetes, Pichiales, Pichiaceae. The coding region runs from base 1 to 192 and encodes 63 amino acids. The transcript has a single exon. The record is from RefSeq and is a predicted model, not a curated record.
AUGGAUGCUACCAAGAAGAACGAGCAAAACAACACCGAGUCGGAGGAGUAUAAGCUUAGAUUGAACUUCGGUGCUGAGAAGGAAAAGCAGAUCAUGAAUCAGAUCAGAAAAAACACACAGCAGAAGUACAACUCUGUCAUGGGAACAUCUAUGAUGGGCGGAAUGUUUGAGUUUGCUUUUAGAAAGAACUAG